Racocetra persica is the source of this 1233-nucleotide messenger RNA. The record is from the annotation of a GenBank genome assembly. NCBI's taxonomy places the organism in Eukaryota, Fungi, Glomeromycota, Glomeromycetes, Diversisporales, Gigasporaceae.
AUUCUGAUGAGGAGAAAAAGAGAAGAAACAAAGAAAUGGAAGAAACUGGAAAAUAUUCUCCAGCUGUCAACUCUAAAUUUUUUCAAAAACAACAACAAAUCAAAAACUCCCCAACAUUCUACCAACAAGCCCCUUUUUUAACCAUUGCUGAGAAUUUACUGAAACUGAUAAAAGAGGAUAAAGUAGAAAGAUUAAUCUUUUUGUCUGCUUAUGAUAAAAGGAAAUUUCCUAAUGAAGAUGGCGACAGUAGAAAAGGGCAAAUAUUUAGGAAGACAUUCGUAAUUGAUGAUAAUCCGAAUAUUUGUAAGAGUGUGGUUAAAUUUGUAGAACAAAAGAAAAUAACAUCAUGUUCCCAUUGCAGUUAUGAACAGUUAAAAAAGGAAUUUCCUACUAGUCCUGUUUGCCACAUAAUGAAAAUGAAAGUAAUUGCCCCUUAUUACCCAGCCACAGCCAAUCAGCACGAUGAAAGAGUAUUAUUAGUUAAAAAUGAGUAUUUAGCAGCGUUAAAAGAAGUCAAAGAGGCUUUUAAUGCUUUGGGAGAAAUACUUGCUGCUAAUAGUAUUCCAGAAUUUAAGGAUUUAGAUAAUAAAAAAGUUCAGGAAAAAAUAAUCGAGGAGUUAAAAGAAAAGAAUAACACGGUUGAUUAUUUUUUAAAGAACGAUGAUAAAAUAGAAGUUGGUUUUAAUAAUCAUCCCCAAGGAUUUAAAGCAGUAGUAGUUGAUACGGAGGCGUUGUUAAAUAAUUCUCCUCCUCAUGAAGUUUCAAGUAAGGAAAAGAAGGAGAAAAUUAAAAAAGAGGUUGUGACUUCCGACUCAAAAAAAAGUCAAGUGGUGGAUGAAACUACUUGCGACCGCUGUAAUAAAAAUAUAAAUGACUGUAAAUGUUUUAACGAAAAGGCAAAGAAAUCACCAGAAUUAUCAGAAACGAAAACGCCUGCGGAACAGGCUCAAGAAAAAGAAUUAGCCAAAAUUACCGGCAAAAUUAAUAAUACUCCUCAAAUGGGAAGUGAUGCCAGUGGCAACACUUAUUACUUGGCUAAUUUUACCGACCAAGAUUCAUUUACUUUCCCUAUUUACUUAUGGGAGAAGCCAACUUUGACCGAAAAACAAAAACAUCGCAAACAAUAUUGGAAUACUCUAAUUGAAAGUUUUAAGAAAUUAGUUCCAGAAACUUCCAUAACUAUUGAAGGAUAUUAUUGGCAUAAGAAUAAACAAUUAUCAUUUGAUUUAUUAG